Messenger RNA from Papilio machaon (common yellow swallowtail), 4305 nucleotides. RefSeq lists its product as uncharacterized. Gene Ontology annotation, cellular component: nucleus. Lineage: Eukaryota; Metazoa; Arthropoda; Insecta; Lepidoptera; Papilionidae. Gene Ontology annotation, molecular function: transcription coregulator activity. The record is from RefSeq and is a predicted model, not a curated record. Gene Ontology annotation, biological process: regulation of DNA-templated transcription. The coding region runs from base 103 to 4305 and encodes 1400 amino acids. The transcript has 22 exons.
UGUAGCUAAAAUUAAAUAACUGUGUUAAAUUCUCAUUAUUUACUAUGUGAACAAGAUUCUAAGUUUUUAAAAGAACAAUUUAAAGCUAGCAUCUUUAGAAAUAUGAGUGAAGCAGAAAAUAAUAUUCAUAGCUCAGAUAACUCCUCUGAGUCGGAUAAAUCUCCGAAAACAUCAAUAUCGGAAAAUAACACUAAGUCGAAUGUAAGGACAAGGCUUCGGAAAAGAAAACGCUUGGACUCAAGCAGUUCUGAAGGUGAUGAUAGUGUACUAGCAGAGAAUUCAUUCCAAAUGGAAAAGAAUGUCCAUGCCUCGGCUAUCAAAAAUAACCUGGAUGAUGUUAGCGUUAAAAAAAUACUUAAGAAAGUGGUCACAAAUGACCAUGUAUUGGCUCUCGUAAAGUUAAGGGAAGAAGAAGAAAUUUUGGAAGAGAAAAUCAGACCUAAAUUAACUAGAGCUAAAGUCAAAGAACUAAUGAAAGAUUUACCAAAAUCAACUGGAUGGAAUUUAGAGAAUUUAGAAUUGACACCAAUUAAACAUAUUCCAGUGAAAACAAGGCCUGAAGUCAAAGCUCUCAUAGCCCAGGAGUUACCGGAGGAUGAAGAUGAUGAUGAGUACCAACCCACUCAUGAUGAUGUUCAGAGUGAUGAUGAUCAUACAAUGGAAUCUAGUAGCGAUGUAGACUCUCUGCCAAGAACACCUGCCACCCCGAAAUCACAAAGCUUGGUGUCUCCAAAAGUUGUUAAAGAUGGCCCAUUCAAAGUACCACAAAACAAAGUAACACCUACACGUCGCAAAUUAAACUUAGAAGAAGAAGCAACAAUCGCACUCAGAACUCGAUCUAAGUUAAGUUUAUCAGCAACACCAAUAGAGCAUAUAGAGAGUUCGUUUAUCCCACCUGAUGAUGUACCAACAGUGGAUGUUGACGAUCCUGUAUGGAAUGAGUUCUUAGAGGAGUGCCUCAACCCUGCCUCCGCAUUGGUCAAGAAUGAAGAUGAUGAUGAUGCGGAUCCUGAGUAUAAUGUUGCAGCUGAUCCUGAUAUACAUGAUGAUGAAGAGGAAGUGUUAGAUAACAGCAUAAUUAAAAUAUCAAAGAAGGAGCUCAACGAUCUGAUGACAGAACUGUUCAACAUCAUGCCGGAGCCGUCCACUGAAGAACUUGCAAGUAAAGUAACAGGAAAAAAUGCUUCAGAGAAUGGUGUUUGGGAGGGUAAGCAAGAAGCUAAAUCUGAUGAAGAGAGUGCACCAAACACUGCAAUAAACACAAAUAAUACAUGUUUCUCUAUUGGUAAAAAUGAACCGGAAGAUAUAGAAAGAGAAAGACAUGACGGUAAAGAAAAAGAGAGUAAGAAAGAGAUAGAAGAUCAAGUAACCAUGGUUACGACGGUUAACGAUGGUCAAACUGCAUGGAAUACAAUGCCAGUAACAAUUAUUGGAGAACAAAUAUCAUUAGCUACAAUCAUUCCUGCGCCAAAUGUGGUGUUAGUGGUGGAAGAGGCUGCAGGUGGAGCAGCUGGUGAGGAUGCGGAGUCCUGUCGGGCGCAGUCCCCGCCGCCGCAGCCGCCGCAGGUGCUGCAGGCUGAGCACACCGACCAACCUUUUGUCAUCGUGCAACUCUCCGCUGAACCAUCCGUAUUACCUGAACAGAUAUUAAUACUCGAACAACAGAUACGACAACACAUUCAGUUGGCGGCAUCUAACUUUCUGCAGCUCUUCACACAUCCCACUUACUGGUCAUAUGCACCUAAAUAUAAAGAAUAUUUGGAAACGUUAAACAAUGUGGCUUCUGCCAACCCCAAGUCUGUAGUGAACGUGUGCAACUUGAAGCCCGCCUUGGACCUGGUCACCACUUGGGAGAACACCGUUUCUGAAGUCACACCUGAAAACACAGCCAUGGUCGAACAUAUCAAAAAAGAAGUUCAAAGAAGUCGCAACCGUAGCGCGUCGUGUUCGCUGCACAUCGGCGACUUCCAUGACACGCUGAAGGACGUGGUGGCCAACAGCUGCGUGUUCCUCUACCCCCACCUGCUGCCCCCCAUGAUGUACCGACCUGACUCACUCAAGAGAUUCAAGUUCCUGCCGCCGGAGGAUAGAUUGAUAGCUCUGGGUCUGGACGAGUUCUGGUCGUAUGUGGAGGAGAACCCGGAGCUAUACCCGUUGAGGAACACGGGCGGGGGUCGCGCGGGUCUGAAGGCGGCCGUGCGGCUGCUGUGUCGAUAUAUGCUGACGUGGCUCGCUCCACACACCUUGCUGCAACACGUGCGCUACGUGCGCCGCAAUGACAAGGAGAACCCUAUAUGUAAAUUCUUCGAGUCCCGCAAGGUGGAACCUGUGCAGCACAAGUUGUUGCCGUACAACCCCAGGAUAACUCUGUACGAGCAGCCAGAGUACGAGAUGCCUCGGAUAUGGCUGAGGCACCUCGCUAAGACAAGCAAACGAUUUAGAGAUCAUCUGUACGGUCGUGACAAAGCAAGCGUAUUACAACCGAAAGGUGUUGAUAUCACAUUGGGAAAACAAAUAACACCAGAAUUAAAGAAACCUUUACCAAAUGAUGUUAUAAAAACGAAAAAAAAACCUAUCACAUACAUAACUCCAGAGACUUCUGAACAAAGUGACACUCAAAUAAUUUAUAUAGAAAAAGCUAAUACAUCUGAUAUACAAAAUAUAAACAAUGGGACUAUAACAGUUAAUUCUGUCUCGCAACCGAUUUGCAGUGCAUCAGAAAUAUUAACAAAUAACAAUUUAAUUGACAAACCAACCACAAAUGAAGUAAAAUGCCAAGAAAAUGAACAACAAAAUAUAUCACAAAAAGGACAUUGUAAUUGUUGUGUUUUAUUAAGAAAAAUAUGUAAACAAAGACAGACUUUAAUCACAGAAUAUAUAAAACCAAAACGAUAUAAUUUAGUAAAAUGUCCAUGCAAAAGUUUACAACGACCAAAAAUAACUAAUAAACUAAGAAUGUUGUUAAGAUUUUUCAAACAUCGUUCAAUGUACGUACACAAAGAUAUGGCACAAAAGUUAUCACAAUGCAAGGAUAAAAAUGGUUUUCAUACAAAUUUAAAAGAUGACAGUAUUUUUGAAAUAGAAGAUAUUUCAGAUCCUAAUGAUUUAGCAUUUGCGACAUCAUUACAAAUGAAAAUGUUGAUCAGAUUGUCAUUAACAAGGAAUCCAUUUACUAAGAAGAACGCUUAUAUAAAUUUAUCACAAUUCGAUGUAGAAACAGGCGAUCCUGUUAAAUUAGCAAAAUCUUUAGAGAAGAUCUUCGAUGUGGAACUAGUUGAUAUAUUUAAAGAAUUCCUCAGAUGUCUAACACCGGAGCAGGCAGACAAAAUAAAUAGAUUUAAAGAUUAUUUCACACAAGCCUGUGCCCCGGAUCUAGUUAAACGGAUAUCGGAAGAAGUAACAGACAAAAAGAAGAGACAUGCGCUACUGUCUCGUCUGAUAAUGUCCUUCACGGAUAACAAGGCAUCUGCGUGUGACAUCUGUACUGACUUACUGACUCACAUGGACGGACAUGCACAACUCGCUGCACACACCUUCAAUCUCUUUCCUCAUAAGAGGUGUGACAGCAAAAAUGAACCACAACCAGUUAAAAGUGUAACUAUCCGACCGGAAUGUGAACUAGAAAAAACUAUAAACACUAACAUUGAACCUGAAUUAGUUGAAACUGUAACCGAUUGCGUUGAACGUGAACCAGUCAAAUCUGUAAAUCCAGUAUCUGAACAAAUUUCAACAGUUACCACUCGUAGUAUGAGCAAAGUUAAGGAUAAUGAGCCAUUUAGUGACCCAGAUGAACAGAUUAAUGCUCAACGACGCGAUUCUGAACAAGAGGUCAGAUUGACCAUAUGCGAAGAACCGGAAAAUAUGGACUGUGAGGAUCAUCAUUCAAGCCCAGAUCAUACAAAUGAUAAAGAUCUAAAUACUAAAGGAAUAGAAAAGGAACAGUUAGAAUUUGAAAUGAAUGAAGAAAAGUACAUUCCAAUUGAGGAAUAUACGGAAGAGGAUAUUUCUAACAGUGAUGGUAAAAAAUUAAAUUUGAGUGACAUUAAGGUUGAACUGAUCAUGUCUGAUGAUGAAACAGUGAAAUCAGAAGCCCCCGAGUGGCAGAGGUCCGAAGACAGAUUAAUUCUUGAAGUACUGAAACAGUCUUUUACCCGCGAGGAGCGCAAAAAUAAAACUAUCCUGGAUAUUGUUGAAGAAAUGGACGUUUUACAAAUCAUCACCGACAGUUUACCUCAUAAGUCAGUCAAAGAUGUCACCGAUCGUGUUAUGUAUUUAUUAGAUUUGUUAGUUAUAAGUGAAAACUGA